Messenger RNA from Xenopus tropicalis (tropical clawed frog), 1015 nucleotides. Its product is annotated as transmembrane protein 248. Bases 164 to 940 code for a protein of 258 amino acids. The transcript has 6 exons. The record is from RefSeq and is a predicted model, not a curated record. Lineage: Eukaryota; Metazoa; Chordata; Amphibia; Anura; Pipidae. Gene Ontology annotation, cellular component: membrane.
CGUCCUUUUGUAACUGUCAUCAACUGUGAGUUGCGCAUGCGCUUGUUUCACUUCCGGCUUUGCCAACGGUCACACAUGCGCAGUUAUAGAGAGGGAGUCGCAAACGGAUGUUAUGAGGACAAUGGAUUGAGUUUCCUUUCUGGAGGGUCCUGAACAAAUCACCAUGGCUGGGGGCUGCUGUGCCCUACGGACGUUUGUGAGGAAUAAUCCACCGAUGUUCUCUUUCCUACUGUGCUUGCUGAUUCUUGCUGUGACUGUUUUAGCCCUGUCAGUAUAUGUAGCGCUCACGGGUGAUAAAGAUGAGGCCGUCUCUGAGGACUGGCAAGCCCUGCUGUAUGGCAUUAGCUCACUGAUGGUUUGCCCCAUGGGUACGGUUACAGGAGUCACACCUUCCCCUCCUCUGGCUGAGCAUUCUGGGAAUAUCAGUACGGUGACCACUCUGGUCAGGUUGAAUAUGACUCCAUUUGACACGACCAUCUUGGACUCUGCUAUGUGGAUAUCUGUGACAGGCGCUAAGCUCGGACUGGGAGGUAGAGGGGCAAAUGCUAAUAUGAGCAUCACUGUAUUGCCGGUUAGUAGCAGAGAAGAAUGCAGUGGCACAGGCUGUUUAAGGAGAUACUGUGUCUCUAUCUCUGGGCCUAAAUCUAUGCUGCCUCAGACCAGAUCCCUACAGUGCCCUGUGACUGACACCAAAACCCAACUGCUGGCAGAGGUGAAGGUUAUGGACCAGGAAGCAACGCUCCCUUCCAACUGCUAUAGGAUAGUGUAUAAUGCCGACUCUACCAUGAAUGUCACCGUGUCCCAGGGGGACCGGUCCCUAUGUGCAAGGCGCCUGAUGUACAGCACCUUCUUUGUGAUGACCUCUUGCGCCAUCAUCAUCUUGGCCGUCAUGAUCUUUGUACCGGCUGGCGAGGACAUGAAGUCCAAGGAGCUCCUGUAACAGCGGCGGUGGGACUGUGCCACCACUCAGCCCUGUAUCUCUGUGGCACAAUAAAAUCACUAGUUUUAUACCUUA